Molecule: messenger RNA, 2995 nt
Organism: Beta vulgaris subsp. vulgaris (sugar beet)
Lineage: Eukaryota; Viridiplantae; Streptophyta; Magnoliopsida; Caryophyllales; Amaranthaceae
Product: exocyst complex component EXO70A1
Exons: 1
Coding region: 547-2565 (672 amino acids)
Biological process (GO): exocytosis
Cellular component (GO): exocyst
Molecular function (GO): phosphatidylinositol-4,5-bisphosphate binding
Source: RefSeq, a predicted model, not a curated record
CACUUGACACCAAAUAUACCAACGGUAAGUUGCAGCUAACUCAUACCUAAAUCAACUCCUCUCUUCUCUAAACUCUACUACUAGUAUUAUCAACAAAAACAAGCAAACAAUAAACUUUAAAACCCACCUUCACUUUCUCUCUCCUCCCUCACAGAGAAAACAGAACCUCUGAAAAGAGUAAGUCCUAAAGAUUUCAGCUUUUUCCCCAAUUUCUCUCAUAAGGGCUUUCCCUCUUUUGCUACUUCUCUCUCUCUCUUCGCCGCCACCCUCCAUUGCCGUUGAUUUGGUACUUACUCAUUUUCUCUCUCUAGAUUCAUUUAUUUCGAUAUAUUCGAUAUAUAUGUGUUUGUUUGUACUUUUUACAAGCAACUUUUGAAAUUAUUUAUUUUUAUAUAGAGUGUUUAUUUUUUGAGCUGAAUCUCAAUACUUUAGCUUGCUUUUUCAGUUGGGGUUGGAAAAGUAGAGAAAUAAAAUUCAAAAUAAAAGAACCCCAUUUUGAUUUCUAUAGUUUCUGAUGCAACUAGAUUGCUCAAUUCUGAAUAAUAGAUGGGUAGUAAUAACAUUGAGAGAUUGUUUUCAGCUAGAAAAUCACUAAAUUUGAGCUCAGAAAAGUCUAAAACUUUAGGGUUAGCUUUAGAAAAAGCUGGGCCUAGAUUGGAGGAAAUUAACCAGAGGUUGCCUUCACUUGAGGCUGCUGUUAGACCUAUCAGGGCUAAUGAGGAUGCCCUUGUGUCUGUUGUGGGCCACAUUGACCGCGCUGUCGGCCCUGCUGCUGCCGUGCUGAAGGUGUUUGAUGCUGUACACGGCCUUGAGAAGUCGUUGUUGUCGGACUCGAGGAAUGAUCUUCCGGGGUAUUUGGCAGUGCUCAAGAGACUCGAGGAGGCGUUGCUGUUUUUAGGAAAUAAUUGUGGGUUGGCCAUUCAAUGGCUGGAGGAUAUAGUUGAGUAUUUGGAGGAUAAUGUGCUUGCUGAUGAGCGGUAUCUUUCAGAAUUGAAGACGUCUUUGAAGGGUCUUAGAGAGUUUCAGAAUGAUGGGGGUAAUGUUUCCCUUGAUGGAGGAUUACUGGAAGCGGCCUUAGAUAAGUUGGAGAACGAGUUUCGUUGUUUAUUGACUGAAAAUAGUAUCCCGCUUCCUAUGUCUUCUGUUGAUGAUCAAGCUUGUAUUGCCCCAUCUCCUCUUCCUGUAGCAGUGAUUCAGAAGCUUCAAGCGAUUCUUGGGAGGUUGAUUGCUAAUAAAAGACUUGAUAAUUGCAUAUCGAUAUACGUUGAGGUCCGAAGCUCGAAUGUGCGGGCGAGUUUGCAGGCUCUUAACUUGGAUUAUCUUGAGAUUUCAGUAUCCGAGUUCAAUGAUGUACAGAGCAUAGAGGGGUACAUAGCUCAGUGGGGGAAGCAUUUGGAGUUUGCUGUGAAGCAUUUGUUUGAGGCAGAGUACAAGUUAUGUAUUGAUGUAUUUGAGAGGAUUGGCUUGGAUGUGUGGAUGGGUUGCUUUGCUAAAAUUGCAGCUCAGGCUGGAAUUUUGGCCUUCCUUCAAUUUGGGAAGACUGUGACUGAGAGCAAGAAGGACCCAAUUAAGCUUCUAAAGCUGUUGGAUAUUUUUGCUUCUUUGAACAAACUUAGGCUGGACUUUAACCGGCUGUUUGGUGGCGCAGCUUGUGCUGAAAUCCAAAAUUUGACCAGGGAUCUUAUCAAGAGGGUCAUUGAGGGCGCAUGCGAGAUCUUCUGGGAACUUCUGGUUCAAGUUGAAUUGCAGAGGCAGACACCACCACCUAUUGAUGGGAGUGUUCCAAGGCUGGUGAGUUUUGUUACUGAAUACUGCAAUAGAUUGCUUGGGGAUGAUUAUAAACCACUUUUAACUCAGGUUCUAGUCAUUCAACGGAGUUGGAAAAAUGAAAAAUUCCAAGAGAGGCUUCUAGUUAAUGCCAUUCUCGAAAUACUUAAAGCAAUUGAACUGAACUUAGAGGCAUGGUCCAAGAUGUAUGAGGAUACCAUCCUUUCAUAUCUUUUCUUGAUGAACAACCACUGGCAUUUAUACAAGCAUUUAAAGGGAACAAAGAUUGGGAGUUUGUUAGGGGAUACCUGGUUAAAAGAACAUGAACAGUACAAGGAAUACUAUGCUGCUAUUUAUUUGAGAGAAACGUGGGGGAAGCUUCCCACUUUGUUGAGCAGGGAAGGUCUGAUCCUUUUCUCAGGUGGUCGUGCUACUGCUCGUGACCUUGUCAAGCGGCGUCUGAAAAAAUUCAAUGAGACUUUUGAUGAAAUUCACAAGAAGCAGUCCGGCUGGGUUGUGUCAGAUAAGGAGUUGAGAGAGAAAACAUGGCAGCUUAUUGUACAAGCAAUUGUGCCUGUAUACAGGAGCUACAUGCAGAACUACGGUCCUUUGGUUGAACAAGAUUCAAGUUCCACUAAGUAUGCAAAAUACACAGCACAGUCUUUGGAGAAAAUGAUUACAUCCUUAUUUCUUCCAAAACCAGGCAGAUUUAACAGCUUUAAAGGAAGGCAGUUUAGUGGAAAGUUUAAUAAUGUCCCAGCAGACCAACAUCAACCAUCUCCUACUGGUUCAAAAUAAUAUGUAUGCUUUAUUAUUUGUGUCAGCUUAACAGCCAGUCCUCAAGUGUCAAUCAAGUAUGCAAAGGCUGAUCUUUGUAUAUAACUCAUAUCCUCGGAGGUCUUAGUUUUGCACUCUGUUAUGGCCCGGGAUAACUGCUUGCCUACAAGGGUUACUGCCAGUUCCAAGCGCGGAGAGAUUAUGACACUGUUGAGGCUAACAGGGAUAGGGCCAGGCAAGUAAAUUACUACCUUCGCCUUCUUCAUUGGAGGUAGUAUAAUGUAUAAUUUUGUCAAGGGUAUUUAAGGUACUUCCAACAUUAGCUAAAUUAUCAUCUGGAGAAAGUGUCUGGGGCAGGACCUUGAUGUACACCCCUCCCCCAAUUAGGAUCAUUAAGUGUAUUAGACAAAUGAAUUGAUAUAAAACUAAUAAUAGAACAUUCAUUUAGUAA